AUGUCAUCGUCCUUCUCAGACACACUCCAGUUCCGUUUCUCCAGCCCCGUCCACGAUGACUCCAUCCUGCAAAAGAUGAGCCUGCUGAGAGAGGACCGACGCUUCUGUGACGUCACCCUCGUCCUCGGAUCAGGGUCGUUCCGCUUCCCGGGUCACCGGGUGGUUCUGGCGGCCUCCUCUGCCUUCCUCCGGGACCAGUUCCUGCUGCACGAGGGGAGCCGGGAGCUGCUGGUGACCGUGGUGCCCAGUGCGGAGGUGGGCCGUCGGCUGCUCCUGUCCUGUUACACAGGCCACCUGGAGGUCCCUCUGCGGGAGCUGGUCAGCUAUCUGACGGCAGCGAGCGCACUGCAGAUGAGCCACGUGGUGGAGAGGUGUGCCCAGGCCGUCUCUCAGUACCUGGACCCCACCCUGGCCCACCUGAAGCUGGAGAGGAGCCCAGAGACUGAGGGGACCCCUCCACCACCACCAGACAGCGUUAAACACCAACCCAGCUCAGCAUGUCUGGACGAGGGGGAGAUGGAGGGGGAGACCCAGGAGGACCCAGAGGACAGGGACCACAGCCUGACCUCAGAAGACAUUCUGGACAGUGUCAACAUGGUACACACUAACAGCACGUACCCUUACAGCCCGUACCCUUACCCGACGGGCGCCCACAGACGCAAGCAGCGCCCACCCACGCCAUGCAGAGAGUAUAGGAAGAGGACCUUCCCCCCAGCAGGAAGUCCUGACCACAGCAGUUCAGGAUUGGCUGACAGCUCCCAGGACCAGGAAGUGGGUGGGGACUCUGGAGAGGACAUAUACAUGCUUGCUGCUCGUCAUAUGCAGGGGGUUGGGGGCGGGUCUCCCGAGUCCUCCUUCAGAGUUCUGACGGGGGCAGAGUUUUCAGGACGGGGGCAGGAGAUGCUCCUCCAGAGACCCUACCUGUGCAGGAAGUGUGACCGAGGGUUCCACCACCUGGACAGCUACGUGGGACACCUAAAGGAACACAGGCUCUACCCGUGUCUUCUCUGUGGGAAGAGCUUCAGCCAGAAAAGCAACCUCACCCGACACAUCAGGGUUCACACAGGGGUCAAGCCUUUCCAGUGCCCGCUUUGCCACAAGACCUUUUCCCAGAAGGCCACGCUGCAAGACCACCUUAACCUCCACACAGGGGACAAACCACACAAGUGCAACUACUGCGCCAUCCACUUCGCACACAAACCAGGCCUCCGGCGCCACCUCAAGGACAUCCAUGGCAAGAGCAGCCUUCAGAACAUGUUUGAGGAGGUGGUGUGAGCUUGGCAGCUGCUGGACUUCUGCAGCAAGAGACUUCUGAGUUAAGCAUACCAGUGCCUAAAUUAAAACUACAGAGAAUUAGAACUACAAAGAAUUAAAACUGCAAAGAAUUUGAACUACAAAGAAGUAAAACUGCAAAGAAUUUGAACUACAAAGAAGUAAAACUACAGAGAAUUAGAACUACAAAGAAUUAAAACUACAAAGAAUUAAAACUACAGAGAAUUAGAACUACAAAGAAUUAAAACUGCAAAGAAUUUGAACUACAAAGAAUUAAAACUGCAAAGAAUUUGAACUACAAAGAAGUAAAACUACAGAGAAUUAGAACUACAAAGAAUUAAAACUGCAAAGAAUUUGAACUACAAAGAAUUAAAACUACAGAGAAUUAGAACUACAAAUAAUUACAACUACAUAUAAUUAGAACUACAAAUAGUUAAAACUACAAAGAAUUUGAACUACAAAGAAUUUGAACUACAAAGAAUUAGAACUACAAACAAUUUAAACUACAAAUAAUUAGAACUACAAAGACAAGGAGGAAACUAGUGUAAAUGUAUUGCACUCAAUGUGUAUAUAUGCCAGUAUAUAUUCAACUUGUCUGCCUCUUUAAUGAUGUAGCUAGAGUUUUAGCACAGACCAAUGUCUAAAUGAAACUAUGUAGAAGAGCAGGCCAGGAGGGAGAAGUAGUCUAAACUAGAGUGGAUUGAAAGGAUAUUGACGUCAAAAGUUCUCGAAAUGACCAACUGGAGAUGAUCUUUCACUAGUUUGCCUCUUUCCUAAUGUGAUGUUUUUGCACUUUAUUUUCUCCCCCCAUCCAGAGACUCUAAUGUGGUGUUUUUGCACUUUAUUUUCUCCCCCCAUCCAGAGACUCUAAUGAGUGUUUUGAUGGACGAGCACAGGAACAUACAGAAUCAGUCACCAAACUGUAGCUACAUCACUGCUAUUUAUAUUUCUGUGCAUUAGUGUGUGUACCCACAAGUGUGUGUGUGUGU
Messenger RNA from Salvelinus namaycush (lake trout), 2261 nucleotides. Its product is annotated as zinc finger and BTB domain-containing protein 26-like. The transcript is spliced from 2 exons. Bases 1 to 1275 code for a protein of 424 amino acids. Gene Ontology annotation, molecular function: DNA-binding transcription factor activity, RNA polymerase II-specific; RNA polymerase II cis-regulatory region sequence-specific DNA binding; protein binding. The record is from RefSeq and is a predicted model, not a curated record. Lineage: Eukaryota; Metazoa; Chordata; Actinopteri; Salmoniformes; Salmonidae. Gene Ontology annotation, cellular component: nucleus. Gene Ontology annotation, biological process: regulation of transcription by RNA polymerase II.